UUUCAUUUUAACGAAAUAUUUGAAAUACCUUGACUCUUUCCUCAAAAUAACAGCUUCUAUCCUCCUUCGUCUUACGCGCGAGGUUUCCAUUUCUGCUACUUCUCUCUAACUUUUGUCAGGGGCCUUGCUGUUGUCACCGUUCGAAUCCCCUGUGUUGUUCAUCUACGACGAAGAUAUUUGAGAUUCAAAAACUAACGGUGGGCAAUCAUCAAGACAACAUCAUCACCAAUUCAAUUUGAAAUAAAAUACGAUUGUUCGUAGAAGCCAAGUCAGGCCAGUUCACCAAACACAAACUCUUGUCUCUCCAAUGGCGGCCUAUGGCAAUGCUGCUCCAUACAGAUCAAGGGAGGGUCUUAGCACAAGACCAGCAGCUAGCUCUGAUGAAAUCCAAUUGAGGAUUGAUCCAAUGCAUGCCGAUUUGGAUGAUGAGAUCACUGGUCUCCGAUCCCAAGUGAGAAGAUUGAGAAAUGUAGCGCAAGAUAUAGAGGCGGAAGCAAAAUUCCAGAAUGAAUUUCUCAAUCAACUGCAUAUGACGCUGAUGAAAGGUCAAGCAGGGUUGAAGAACAAUGUCAGGAGAUUGAACAAGAGCAUCGUCCAGAGUGGAGCAAACCAUGUUGUCCAUGUAGUGGUUUUUGCGCUAAUUUGUUUCUUUAUGGUAUACCUUUGGUCCAAAAUGUUUAGAUGAAGAUUUCAAAGGUACUUCAUGCCUUCCAAACUCUUUUGUUCAAGGCUAAAACAGGGUUCUGGGGUACACAAAUACUAGUUUCAUUGUAAAGCCAUCCUCAUCCUCCUAUUAGAAAACUAGUUGAACAUCCUCAAGUAUCUCAAAAUUUUGUGCUUAAAGCUUGACUCUUGAAGAAGUGAUCUAUGUAAGAAAGAAACUUUAUGUCAUUGUGAAAAAUCCCCACAAAUCUUUUCAGCAGCAUGAGUCUCCCAA
Messenger RNA from Prunus dulcis (almond), 937 nucleotides. RefSeq names its product bet1-like protein At4g14600. The coding region runs from base 308 to 685 and encodes 125 amino acids. Lineage: Eukaryota; Viridiplantae; Streptophyta; Magnoliopsida; Rosales; Rosaceae. The record is from RefSeq and is a predicted model, not a curated record. The transcript has 5 exons.